Messenger RNA from Microbotryum saponariae, 1975 nucleotides. Lineage: Eukaryota; Fungi; Basidiomycota; Microbotryomycetes; Microbotryales; Microbotryaceae. The record is from the annotation of a GenBank genome assembly.
AUGUCCGCCGUCAGCGGAGCAUCCACCUCCCUACUCACGCGAGUGGAAUCCCAACUGCGUACACCGAAUGGCAAACUCGUGCUCGUGGCGUUGGCGACGACGUUAUUGACGACGGGCACGAUCUUGACCACUCAAAAGGUCAGGAGGAAGAAGAAGAGGGGGGAUUUGAGGGAGGUCGUUGAGCGGAGGACGAGGGAAGAGGAUGAGGGAGGGGAGGAGGAAGUAUUGAGGCAGUUCGUAGGUGGGCCAUUGGGCGAGGGGGAAGGAGCGUUGAGCGCGAAUGCGGAGAGAGGGGACGGUGUAGGGAGUAAGCCGAGGAAACCGACGAGCGAGGUCAUCAUCCGGGAAGCGCUCGCGAGGAACUAUGUCUUCUUUGGAGAGGAAGCAAUGACCAAGAUUAGAGGCGCGUUCGUCGUUGUCGUGGGUCUUGGAGGCGUCGGCUCGGCGUGCGCAACCAUGUUGGUUAGGAGUGGGGUUCGUAAAGUCAGGUUGAUCGAUUUUGAUCAGGUCUCUUUGAGCUCGUUGAACGUGCGUAUCGGGAACGAAAGAAGAACAUUGGCAGGUUUAUCAGGAGGAUCACCAGUGCUGACGUUCUUGCCUGUUUCUCUCACAGCGCCACUCGACAGCAAACCUUGCUCAGGUCGGAACGCCCAAAGUCGUCUCGUGCGCCGACUACUUUGCUUCCAUCGCACCCUGGGUCGAGGUCGAUGCGAGGAACGAGCUCUUUUCGAAAGAGGACGCGGAUACACUGCUGGAAGGUGUGCUAUGCUCCAUUCGUUUCGCGACAAUCAUGAUGGAGCUGACGAGAUGUUCAUUUUGCUCGAUCUCGACAGGCAAACCUGACUACGUGAUCGAUGCGAUCGACAACAUUGAUUCCAAAGUAAGUGUAGACCUAUGCAGAACCAAUCUCAUACGUCAAUGCUCGUGUUGAACCUUCUUUUCCUGUUCACAGGUCGAUCUACUCGUCUACUGUCACAAACACGGCCUCCCCGUCUUCUCCUCCCUCGGCGCGGCGGCAAAGUCUGACCCUUCGAGGAUCCAAGUCAGCGACAUCUCGACAACGUUCGAAGAUCCGCUCGCGCGAGUCGUCAGAAGAAGACUGUAAGUUUGCCAUACCGAUGUCGCUCUGGCUCAUCUGGACGAAUAAGCCCAAUUUCGUCUUCGGCUCUGGCUUUUCGCAGUAAAUCGGAAGGCGUCCAUUCCGGCGUACCCGUCGUCUAUUCGACCGAGAAACCGAGGGACGAUCUCGGCUUACUUCCACUACCGGAAGAGGAAUUCCAAAAGGGCAAAGUCGACGAGUUGGCUGCGAUUAAGAACUUUCGAGUCAGGAUCUUGCCUGUGUUGGGACCUUUACCGGCGAUGGUGAGUUUCUUCGUUUUCGAGACCGAAGCAUGCUCCGAAGCCGGUUCGAACGGGAAGGGUUGGUGAACUGAUCUCCGGUUCAUUCUCGUUCGAUCAAAGUUUGGAAACGCGGCUGCGACCUAUGUACUCCAAGCGCUUGCCGGCUUCAAGAUGGAACCUCUGCCCGUCAAGAACCGCCACAAGAUGGCCGCGACCAUUCACCGCCAACUCGCCGCCGUCGAGAUUCGUCUUUCGGGAACGAACAAGAUCCCCAUGAGCGAGGACGAUGUGCUUUAUUUGUUCGAAGAGGUGUUCAGGGCUAGAAGUGUGGCGCCUUUGUUGGGAUUGCCGAGUCGGCCGUGUUUGUUGAGGUGGGAGAAGGAAGGAGGGUUGAGGUGGGACAAUUUGGUGGUGUUUGAUCGGGCGGAGGGGGAGAUGUAAGUCUGCGAGUACACGAAGAUGUGGUCAUACACGAGAACUGAACAUAUCUUUCUUAUGGAGCGCACGCAGUCACGAGAAGGAGGUGCUGAUGGGGCACAAGCGGCCCGAGGAGUUGUGGGGUCCCGAAGUGACGGCGCUCGUUCAGAAGCGACACGCGGAAGAGCGGAGACUGAGGAAAUAUCGGAUAGAGUAG